AUGGGCGAAUUCAAACCAUUCUGGGAGCAGCCCAGCCACCCAGAUAAGAUCGAAGUCGUCAAGGGCAACAAGCCAUACAAAUCGUCUGCAUACUCAAAGAUCUUCCUGCCCGCUGGCGCUCUUUUCACCAAGAUUGCCGCCGCCACUUUCGUUGACCAUGAUACCUACACAACGCUAAACUCCGACUUGGUCUACUGCAACCAUUCUUGCAAUCCAAGUCUUGUUUUCGACAUGACUCGCUUCGAGGUUCGCGUUUCAGAGGACCGCCCUCUUUCCGUGGGCGAUGAGUUAACCCAUUUUCAAUGUGAAUGCAACGCCGGGCCGGGCAGAUGCCUUGGGUUGAUUGCAGGAGCGGGCAGUAUUGAACCCUCGACCCUGAAGAGAUUCUGGUUGAACAAACAUAUCCAUGAACUACUUGAUGACAAAAGAAGGAUGAUGAUUGAUAAAUUGCCGCAAUUUGGUGAAAAGGAACUUUCGCCUACACCGGAUAGAGCUGAUAUUACACCCUAG
Molecule: messenger RNA, 510 nt
Organism: Aspergillus alliaceus
Lineage: Eukaryota; Fungi; Ascomycota; Eurotiomycetes; Eurotiales; Aspergillaceae
Exons: 3
Coding region: 1-510 (169 amino acids)
Source: RefSeq, a predicted model, not a curated record